Cajanus cajan (pigeon pea) is the source of this 1025-nucleotide messenger RNA. RefSeq lists its product as uncharacterized. The record is from RefSeq and is a predicted model, not a curated record. NCBI's taxonomy places the organism in Eukaryota, Viridiplantae, Streptophyta, Magnoliopsida, Fabales, Fabaceae.
CCCCCAAACCGUACAACACGCAUUUUCCGCUAUAAAUCGAUUCCAGCUGCAAAUGUUCCCUUCCUCUCCUUUCUCCUAGCUCCCACUUACGUUCAUUUCUUCUCUCUCAGGCGUUCUUCUGUGGAAUAAAGGUGAUUUUGAAGAUGAACUGUUAUGGUCUUCAGCAGAACGCCUUUGCAGCCUGUGAAGAGAUGAGAAGCUCUGUGAAUUUUGUUGAUCAGAAGGAGCCUGUCAUUUGCCCUAAGCCGCGCCGAGUUGGGGUUGUAUCCAACAUGCCUGUGAGGCAUUUGAGAUGGCAUUUCAAUCAACAGGCUGAGGGUUCUGAUUCAAAAGCUGGGGCUGAGCUACUAGAGAUUAUGUUUAAGAAGGAGAGUCAAGGGGAGGAAUUUGCAAAUCAGGUAGCUUCAUCUCCUCCAUAUUUUUGCGGGUCUCCUCCCGUCCGAGCUGCAAAUCCCUUGGUUCAGGAUGCUCGAUUUGGGGAUGAGAAGCACUGUCCGGCGUCACCGUCAGGUUUGCUAUCUCCAAGUUCAGCCUCACGUAAAGGAGGAUGUGUUAGGAUGAGUUUUGGACUUAAACCGGCUGCAGUUAGAGUAGAGGGAUUCGAUUGCCUCAACAGGGAUCGCCAGAAUUCUAGGAUCCCUGCUGUUGCUUAAACUCCAUUCAGAGAAGUGUACAUAGAGGGAUCUGAGUGUGACUGCUUAUAAAAAUAUGACAUGACUUAACUAGGAAGAAUGAAUAUCUUUGAGUAGUUUGAGGGAAAUGCUGAAGAAGCAAACCUUGUGUUCUUGAGAAGGUUUGAUGUGUAAAGAGCAUCUUCUUUUUGUAAUAUAAGGUUGGAUCUGAGUGUCUUUCAAUUUUUUCUUUUUAUUUUAGGUCAUCACCAUGAGAAUGUCGUGUAUAGAGUUGGUGAUUUUGGUUAUCAAUCUUGUAAAUAUGUUUAGCUUAAAAAGCAUGCUUAUUGUAUUUAAUGAAAAAAUUAAAAUGAUAUUUAUAACGAGAAAUGCCAUUCCUACUCCCUUGUUCAA